AGAAAGAAAGAUCGACAGCCCGAUUCCAACCGAGCCCUCCUCCUCCGCAGCUGCCCCCGCCCAGUAAAAAACUCCCCACCGUCGCCGAGCCGUUCGAACCGCCCGCCCCGGGCGGGAUCCGAUGCUCUCCGGCGACCAGGACCUCCCCGACGGCAUCGGGAUGGCGCGCCUGGCCUGGUCGCGCCUCCCCACCGCCGACGGCGCCGCGCCCGAGGCCCCCGCGGCCGCCCAGGACGAGCUCUUCGUCGGCGCCGUCGAGAGCCUCGACUACGAGGUCAUCGAGAACUACGCCUACCGGGAGGAGCAGGCGCAGCGGAGCAAGUUCUGGGUGCCCUACUACAUCAUGCUCAAGUGGUUCUUCGCCCUGCUCAUCGGCGUCGGCACUGGAUUGGCUGCUAUAUUCAUAAAUUUGGCCGUUGAGAACUUCUCUGGAUGGAAAUUUACUUUGACUUUUGCUAUUAUACAACACUCAUAUCUUGUGGGGUUCUUGGUGUACAUACUUCUCAAUCUUGCCCUCGUCUUCUCUUCUGUAUACAUAGUCACACAAUUUGCACCAGCAGCUGCUGGAUCUGGUAUCCCGGAGAUCAAAGGUUACUUAAAUGGAGUUGAUACACAUGGAAUCCUCCUUUUUAGGACAUUAGUUGGGAAGAUUUUUGGGAGCAUCGGAUCAGUUGGAGGUGGAUUGGCUCUAGGAAAAGAAGGUCCUCUUGUUCACACUGGAGCCUGCAUUGCUUCUCUUCUUGGGCAAGGUGGAUCAGCGAAGUACCACUUGAAUUCUAGAUGGGUACAGAUUUUUGAAAGUGAUCGAGAUCGGCGAGAUCUUGUGACAUGUGGAUGUGCAGCUGGAGUUGCUGCCGCCUUCAGAGCUCCGGUUGGUGGGGUACUAUUUGCUCUGGAGGAAGUUACAUCCUGGUGGAGAAGCCAUCUUAUGUGGAGAGUAUUCUUUACAUCUGCUGUCGUGGCUGUUGUGGUGCGAUCAGCAAUGAAUUGGUGUAACAGUGGAAAAUGUGGUCAUUUUGGGGCUGGGGGUUUCAUAAUCUGGGACAUAUCUGGAGGUCAAGAAGAUUACUCUUACCAGGAACUUCUGCCGGUGGCAAUUAUUGGUGUUAUUGGAGGACUUCUUGGAGCGCUUUUUAAUCAACUCACCCUGUAUAUAACCAAAUGGCGGCGAACAUAUCUUCAUAAGAAAGGGAAACGAGUCCAGAUUUUUGAAGCUUGCCUCAUAUCUUUGAUAACAUCCACUGUUUCCUUUGUGUUGCCACUACUGAGGAAAUGCAGCCCAUGUCCUGAAUUAGAAACCAGUUCUGGUAUCCAGUGCCCUCAUCCGCCUGGAACAGAUGGGAAUUUUGUUAAUUUUUACUGCUCAAAAGAUAAUGAAUACAAUGAUUUGGCAACCAUUUUCUUCAAUUCUCAGGAUGAUGCAAUACGCAACCUGUUCAGUGCAAAAACAUUCCAUGAGUACAGCGCACAAAGCCUUAUCACUUUCCUGGUCAUGUUUUACUCCUUAGCUGUUGUAACAUUUGGAACUGCUGUUCCAGCUGGACAGUUUGUUCCAGGAAUAAUGAUCGGAUCUACGUAUGGUCGGCUUGUUGGGAUGUCUGUUGUUAAGUUUUAUAAGAAACUAAAUGUUGACGAGGGCACGUAUGCUCUACUUGGUGCCGCUUCGUUUCUUGGUGGUUCAAUGAGAAUGACCGUAUCUUUAUGUGUUAUUAUGGUCGAGAUUACAAAUAACUUGCAACUCUUGCCAUUAAUCAUGCUUGUUCUUCUAAUCUCUAAGGCUGUUGGUGAUUUCUUUAAUGAGGGGCUAUAUGAAGAGCAGGCCCGAUUAAAGGGCAUCCCUUUACUUGACUCUAGGCCUAAACAAGUGAUGAGAAACAUGAAUGCAAAGGAUGCCUGCAAGAAUCAAAAGGUUGUGUGCCUUUCUCGUGUUUCAAGAGUUGUUGAUAUUGUUUCUGUUCUGCAAAGCAACAAGCACAAUGGCUUCCCUAUUGUUGAACGUGGGCAGAAUGGCGAGUCGCUUGUCAUAGGUCUCAUACUUCGUAGUCACUUGUUGGUGCUUUUGCAAUCUAAAGUAGAUUUCCAGAAUACUCCUUUCCCUUGUGGGCCAGGCAUACUGAACAGGCACAAUUUUAGUGACUUUGUUAAGCCAGCUUCAAGUAAGGGGAAGUCGAUUGAUGAUAUUCAUUUGACGGAUGAGGAACUUGGUUUGUAUUUAGAUCUUGCCCCAUUUCUAAAUCCGUCUCCUUACAUAGUGCCAGAGGACAUGUCUUUGGCAAAGGUGUACAAUCUCUUCCGCCAACUAGGAUUGAGGCAUAUCUUCGUCGUUCCUCGGCCUUCUCGUGUCGUAGGACUGAUAACAAGAAAAGAUCUCUUACUCGAGGAGGACGGCAAUACUGCGACAACAGAGCUCCAGUCGACCAGUGUAAGAGCCUACCUGAACGGUAAAACGGCAGGGGGGAGCGUGCACCUGGAGCGUCCUCUUCUUGACAGUCUGAUGAUCGAGCAGUAAAUACAUAGAAGAACAAGAUGUCUCAAAAGACAAUUUUGAUAACAAGCAGUUAACCUUCCACUGAAUGGUACACAAACCAAUCAACACCCAAUGGACUACAUAUGCAGGAUUCUUCAAGGUCGAUGCAACGGGGAGGAUGGCCCCAUGCGGUGGUGACAAAUUAGGCGAUUGUAAACAAAAAUGUUUAUAGACUCACUGAUGUUCAUACCAGUCAUGUAAACCACGAGAAAUUGAAUUUAUUCUGAAUUAAUUCCUUCGCUGUGGUUGACAUGACAUGACGAGGAAGAUAUAGCAGGUCGGUCCGUUCAGGUUUC
Hordeum vulgare subsp. vulgare (domesticated barley) is the source of this 2823-nucleotide messenger RNA. Its product is annotated as chloride channel protein CLC-d. The coding region runs from base 122 to 2509 and encodes 795 amino acids. Gene Ontology annotation, molecular function: voltage-gated chloride channel activity. The transcript is spliced from 23 exons. Gene Ontology annotation, biological process: chloride transport; transmembrane transport. Lineage: Eukaryota; Viridiplantae; Streptophyta; Magnoliopsida; Poales; Poaceae. Gene Ontology annotation, cellular component: intracellular membrane-bounded organelle; membrane. The record is from RefSeq and is a predicted model, not a curated record.